This is a messenger RNA of Echinococcus granulosus, 2943 nucleotides long. Its product is annotated as Pentatricopeptide repeat-containing protein 3. Gene Ontology annotation, cellular component: mitochondrion. Gene Ontology annotation, biological process: mitochondrial translation. The coding region runs from base 1 to 2943 and encodes 980 amino acids. Lineage: Eukaryota; Metazoa; Platyhelminthes; Cestoda; Cyclophyllidea; Taeniidae. The record is from RefSeq and is a predicted model, not a curated record. Gene Ontology annotation, molecular function: protein binding; ribosomal small subunit binding; rRNA binding. The transcript has 8 exons.
AUGUACAAUCGCAAAUCGGCGCCGAGCCAGCGGCGCACCUCCCCCAUAGGGCUUCGAAGCCUGCGUUCGCGCGGUUCACCCAUUCUAGCGACCACCGCCACCAACACCAUUCCUUCCUCUUCUACCCGUAACCGAAACACCAAAGCUACUACCUCCGUCAAGUCGUUGCGUCAGUCUCUUCCACGGCAUCGUACACUCUCCUCCACGACCUUGUCGGCGAGGUCCCAACGACGCUUUAACCGCGCUUCUGUCACUUCAAUGAUCCUGCGCAGUGCUCGGGUGCUGCCACGAGUCAAGACCCUCGCUCUUCUCACAUUUCGUACCACAGCGUCGGUAGCAGAGACGCCAAGGACUGUACAAUCAGUGGCGGUGGAGACGGUCGCCCCACCGCGUCGGCGCCAUCGAGAUGCGGUGUCGGUGCUGCGCGCGCUGGCAAGCUGUGUUACUCCCCACCUCGGUCUGCCCGCCUACGGCUGUGCCCUCGAGCCUUGGCUCGGUGCCCCUGGCCUGCGCCAACGAUCAAAUCGCUUGGCCCUCUCCGCGGGGCGCAAUGCCGCCCGCCAUGUGGCUCGCAGAUACCUUGCUAAUGAUCUUACGGCUUUAGCCACGGAGACACCGCGAAUAGACUGUCUCAUGCCGCUGCAGACGGGUGAGUCGAUUCGCAAAGAACUUGCGGAGGGUGCCAUCUCCCAACAGGAGGCGAUGGAGCGUCUCCUCCUCCUCCUUGCUCCCAAGGACGCCUGGGAGCUCUACAAAGAUGCUGGGAAUACGGAGAGGGGUAAUGAACACCCCGAGCUUAGGCCGACAGCGUCAGGUAAAUGCGGAGAGGCAGCAUCUCUCCUCCUCCCCCUUGUAUUAGCUCAGAAGUGGGACGCGAAUACGCUUCAUCGACUCCUUGAUUUGCAAUGCGCCACGAACAGCGGUCUGGGGGGUCCUGACUUCUUCGAAAAUCUCCCUUUUACUGAUCGUGGAUCUCUCCCUGAGCCGGAGGAACUGUUCUACGCGGCGGAGAAUCGCGUGUUGGAAGCUCAGAGAGUUUCCAAAAUUUCGGAAACUCCUAUCGCCAGUUUGGAAGAAUUGGAAACCGAAGAGGAGGUUGAAAAUGGGGAAGAGCCGGAAAAAGAUGAUUUGCAAAAGACGAAAUUCGACGCAGAAGAGGUGUCAUCAGCUGAACCUUCUUCUUGGCACAAAGGCUGUCCGGCUGAACAGCUCUGGGCGGCUCACAGCAACGUUCUUCGCUCUUCUGCCGCCUAUGCGGCCAUGAUCCGCGGCGCGGCUCGUUUUGGUGCGGCUGACAGGGCCUGGGAAUUAGCUGAAGAAGCUGUUGCCGCGUCCCACAAACUUCCUCUUCCCGUGUACAAUGACCUCCUACGCUGCGCGCAUGAAUGCUCCAACAGUGAUGAUGUGUGGCUCCGUCUCUGCCAAGGUUUUGAACUUCUUCGGAAAGCAAAGUUACCUCCCAACGCCACUACUUUCACGUUCGCCCUUUUUUCUCUCUACAAGAGUAAUACCAAUGCAUUAAGAGGCGGUAAAUCUCUGGACUAUGUAGACAAGGCGCUUGGACUACUAUGUGAGGCUCGUCGUCUAGGUAUUCAACCCACUCUGGGUCUCUACGCCAACCUCCUUCGUACCGUGCUCACAUCACGCCUUGCACAAUCCGGAAGAGGCUACCGCCUGACUGAACUGCUGGCAGACGUCCUAGCCGAUCUUGAGACCCGCUGUUGGGAGGAGAUAAGUCGAGCGGACAUCUUUGCUAGCACAGAAGACUACGAUUUUGUCAACACUGCCAUGACCUGUGCCAGUGUGGACUCUUCGUCUGCUUCCUCCCUCCAGUUGGUUCAACGAGUCUAUGACCUUCUACAUACUCGGUGUGGUGAUCGACGCUUCCUACUGCGAAAUAGUUUGGAGGAAAGGAACUUCUACUCGCGAUACCUCUUGACGAAGUUAUUACAUGGAGGUGGUGAGGUCAAUGAGUUACGUGAUCUUUACCGCCACCACCGACAGAUUUUUCACGCCGAUCAGGGCGUCUACAAGGCACUCAUUCGUCGAUUGAAGAGUGUGACAGCGAGAUGGGAGGAGACGUUUGAAAGGCUAAAACAAGGCGGGGCGGAAGCAAAGGAAGUUGAUAGGGAGACGCUAGAGGCUUUUGAGGCCUCGGCUUCACUGGCCUAUGAGGUGCUGGGAGAGAUGAUUUUUGAUUUUGUGGCGAUCACUACGAAACUGCCGCGACGACUGCCUGUGCACAUCUCCGACAGUCUAAUGGCAUUCUCUUUUGUCGAUCCCUGGUGUGAAGUGCGCUUGUCCCCCUUGCAUAGCCGUCCCGCGCUGCGAGCUAUUCCCGAGGCGGGCAGUCGGGCUGCGCACCGGGCAGCGGCAGUAUUCAUGGAACUAUUGCGUUGCGAGGAGGCGCGUAUUGCUGCUACCACCUCGACCAUUUUCAUCGCUCCUCUCUCCACCGCCGAGCUUACUGCUCUGGUUCGCAUGGCCCUCCAUCCUACUGCCUUCAACACUGGGACAGAUGGGCAACUAACUGUGGCACAGAGGGAGGAAAACGAACGUGCUCUUGCAUGCGCUACCGAUUUGCUGAUGAUCUCUCGUGGACCUGUGGCUAACUCUGCAGUGCGUGUCUCUGAUGUGGCUGCGGUAGAGGUGCUGUGCGCAUGCUGGCGCACUGAUCCCGAAGUGAUGACCGAGCGUAUAUGGAAUCUGUUGGAGUACCUGGCCGGACUGAAGCACGUCAGUGAACAAUGCGUUCAGCACGUUUUCGUAAAGGACGGUUCUUUCGGGCGUCUUCUUGACGCUGCUGAAGCCUCCUUGACCCCCGAGACGUCCACAAACAGUUGCAGUGCGGAGGCCUCGCCGUCCCCUCUGCGUCUUCAAGUGGUUACCGCAAUUAGACGCAAAUUUCAAGAUCACGAUCCACCCUCUGUGUCUAGUGGAUAA